AACUGCAGCCAUGGAGUCGAUUCCUCUGAGGCAUUCAAUCUCUGCAACCAAUCAGAGCUUCUAUUAAGAAGACAAAGAAACCCAGAAAAUCAAUUUCAGAGCAGCAGCCAAAGGUUUCAUCUUCACACCCCAACUCGGCGUUUUCGAAUCCAUUCCAAACUCUCUGGUUUUCAAGAUUCCAAGGGCUAUGCAAGGCCUUCGCGUCUCUUGCCAGCUACAGAAGUGAAAAUCUGCACAGAUAACUCAGUGGAAAAGCUGUUCUCAUCUUUAAGAGAUGACGGAUCUCAGUCUUUAUACAAGGUUAAGUUAGGUACUAGUAAUGUUUAUGGCUCAAGUCUCUCUGACUUGAAUGCUGGGAUCCUCCUUUGCGUGAUCAACGAAAAUGGUGACUCCAUAUUACAGAGGAUACCGUCGAGUAUCAUAACAAAUCAUGCUACAGAGUCGGAGGAUGGUGUGCUUCACUUUCAAAGAGGUUCUGUUGAUGAGUUCACCUUUGAGGGACCUAAGCUUGGAAAAGUUGGAGCUGUUUGGAUCAGUCUUGAAUCAGGUCAAUGGCGGUUAGGAAGUGUGAGCUUGACCGUUAUCUGUGGGAAACAAAGUUCGAUGGAAGAAAAAGACGAAGAAAAACUUCAGUAUACUGGUUUCAGUUACAACUUUGCUGUUGAGGAUAUCUUGCUGGGUGAGGGAAGUGACAUUUCCAUGGUGCAACUUAGACCUUGCCUUGUGACCGAGCUAUCCGGGGUUGAUCCCGUCACCAUCUUCACCAAAAGCCUCCCUGAAUCAACUCUAUCUGUGAGUGGGAUAUCAAACAAGGAAACCAUGAGAGAAUACGAGGAUUUGAAACUAUCUUUGCUACUUUAUGAUGCCAUGCUGAUCUUUGUUGGUACAUCAGUUGCAUCCUUCUCAGCUGGGGAAAACAUAAGCUUUGCAUUUUUAACAGGUGGGAUGGGCGGCUUCUUCUAUCUCUUGCUACUGCAAAGGUCGGUUGAUGGAUUGCCUGCUGCAGAAUUGACUUCCAUACACGGGACAGACCAACAAACCUUCGGAGGAUCUAAGGUUCCAAUAUUUGUCUUUGCAUUGGCUAUUGGUUUUACUCUAGUCACAGUGAAGUAUGGCGGGGAUGUCCCAAUCGUAUUCACUCCGAAACAACUCAUAGCCGGGAUGAUUGGAUUUCUUGCAUGUAAAGUUUCUGUGGUCCUGGCAGCAGUUAAGCCCUUACCAAUAAGUCUAAAGAUAAACGAGUGAUAUAUCUUCAGUGUAGACAACAUAGUUGUAUUGUAUAUAUUAGGAAAAAAAGAAAUUGCAGCUAAUACUUUCAUAGUUUCUUACAAAUUACACAUCACUAUAAGUUAAUAGAUACAAACUGUUGCAUA
Messenger RNA from Pyrus x bretschneideri (Chinese white pear), 1373 nucleotides. RefSeq lists its product as uncharacterized. The record is from RefSeq and is a predicted model, not a curated record. Gene Ontology annotation, molecular function: protein binding. NCBI's taxonomy places the organism in Eukaryota, Viridiplantae, Streptophyta, Magnoliopsida, Rosales, Rosaceae.